CUACACAUCGCAACAAAAAGAUGGCAGUUGUUGAACCGGCAAGGGUAUACAACGUAUCUGGUGGAGGAUCAGGUUCAGCGGGUGAUUCAUCGUACAAUUCAUCAUCGUUACCUGAUCUGUUACGAAAGCAUGGAAGUACGAAUAAGCGAAGGCCACGUAAAAAAGUUGCCUCUUCAGUGAAUGAAGAACUUGCAAAGAUUGAAUUAGUACAAGAUUUCGAAUUCCCAGAAGCAUCUAAUAAAAUCAAAACUACAAGAGAUGGUCAAAAUAUCAUCGCUACAGGAACGUAUAAACCACAAAUAAGGGUAUGGGAAUGUGAACAACUUUCACUCAAAUUUGAACGUCAUACGGAUGCUGAAAAUGUGGAUUUUGUUAUGCUAUCUGAUGAUUGGACAAAGUCGUUGCAUGUUCAGAACGAUAGAACGGUAGAACUGCAUGCUCAAGGUGGACACCACGCCCGACUACGUAUUCCCAGAUUUGGACGAGCACUUGAUUAUCACUUCAGUACAGCAACCGCAUUGAUAGGUGCAGCAGGAAACGAGGUGUAUCGACUCAAUCUGGAUCAAGGUAGAUUCAUGGCCCCAUUCACACUACCAGAAGAGGUUUUGGGUGUAAAUGCAGUCAAUGUUAACCCGGCACAUGGGUUAUGCGCUUUUGGUGUGGAAGGUGGAUUGAACAGAGGAGGCGUUGAAUUAUGGGAUGCUCGCAGUCGAUCCAAUGUCGGUAGAUUGAAUAUUGCAACAAGGGAUGUAUUGGACGCAGCUCUGAUAAGUGCAAGACGUGGACUACCAGGUGUUUAUGGAGUGGGAGACGCAACUGAAGAAUCGGCUCUUUUGACGGAGGCAAUGUCCGCCUUGAGUGUGACAACAUUGAGCACCUCAGCAGAUGGUUUGCACAUCGCAGCAGGCACAAAUACUGGACAUGUACUCUUGUACGACUUACGAAUGGACAAGCCUUACUCUACAAAAGAUCAAGGUUUCGGACUGCCAAUAAAGAGUAUCAGUUGGCCAAGUGACACGUCCACUCGCAGUACAUUGGCCACAAGCGAAGCAGGAAGUGGUGAUAAGCGAGUUUUAUCGGCAGAUGCAAAGGUGAUCAAAGUAUGGUCAGCCAAUACGCCAAACGAAAAUAUGGUCACAAUCACACCUAAUGCACAUGCGGGUGAUAUAAAUGACGUUCAUCAUAUGCCAGGAACAGGUUUGAUCAUGUCUGCUAAUGAGGCAACUCGAUGCAAUGCUUGGUACGUGCCUGAUCUUGGCGUUGCACCGAAGUGGUGUAGCUUCUUGGAUGUUUUGACGGAUGAAGCAGAUGGGGAAGGAUUAGGAUCCGGAAAAGGAACAUAUGAAGAUUUCAAAUUUGUCGAUCAAGCAGAAUUGGAUCGACUUGGUCUUUCGCAUCUUAUUGGAUCGCAAGUUUUACGACCUUAUAUGCAUGGUUUCUUUAUGUCUUUGGCUUUAUACGAUAAAGCACGAUUGAUCAAUAAUCCGACUGCAUAUGAAGAUGCACGUGAACGAGCAAUCAAGAAGAAACUGGAAAAGAUGGCCGAAAGUCGUAUUCGUGAAGAUCCGAAAGAUGUUGCAAGACGUAGAAGAAAUGAGAAAGAAUUGGAAGGUAUUCGUGUUAAUAGAGAAUUGGCAGAAAAAGUUGGGAAACAAAACGAAAAGAAGGAGAAAGGUAGAAGUGAUAAAAUGGUCGAAAAGCCAACACUUCUUUCGGAUGAUCGAUUCAAGGAAUUGUUUACCAAUCCAGAAUAUGAAGUUGAUGAGGGUAGUAGAGAAUUUGCAUUGCUCAACCCAAGUACAGUUCGAAACAAACAGAACGGAAAGGAUUCAGGUGCAUCCUCAGAGAAAGGACGGCGUAAGCUUACAGCUGUUGAAGAAGAGGAUAUGGAGAGUGAUCGAGAGUCAUUGGAUCCAGAUCAAGAGGAUCAGCAAGAGGAUGAGAGUAGCAGUGAUGAUAGCGAUGACGAAGGAGAUCUGGGACAAUUUGAUCCCCGUAAUCAUGUCAACAAGCGAAGGGUUGACAUUGAGAAACAAGAUCGAGCACAACGUGGAGCCAGACCUGUUGAUGAAGAUGAGUUCAAUGAAGGACGUGGCGCAGGAUACGGUCAGAAGAAAAGAUCGUUCGGCGAACGUGCACGGGCAGGCAAGACAAACGACGACGCAUUUGAAGGCUUUGGUGAAGAUGAUGACGAAGAAGGUGGACGUGGUGGCAAAUCAUUCACAUGGACACCUUCAGCCGAUGCAGAUGCUGCUGCGAUUGCCGAACAAGAUUCUGGCAAAUCUGGCAACAAGAAAGGAAAGAAGGCUGACAAAGGAGAAUCUUUCGGAAAAGGUCUCAGUCGAGGAGCAGGAAAAGAACAAGGUGUUGGUGUUGAUGCGUUGGAACAUGAACAACGAUUCGGUCGUGAUAAACGUCGUAAGCCGAACAGAAGUGCCAGUAGAAAUGUUAUGCAAGGAAGAAAGAAUUGAUGUAACUCUUUAUUUGUACUUUAUACCACCACAUAUACAAUCUGUAAUGAUGAUGACAUGCUUCUUUGAAUAGGGUCUUUGUACAUUAGCGCGUUAAAAG
Molecule: messenger RNA, 2571 nt
Organism: Meira miltonrushii
Lineage: Eukaryota; Fungi; Basidiomycota; Exobasidiomycetes; Exobasidiales; Brachybasidiaceae
Product: WD40 repeat-like protein
Exons: 1
Coding region: 21-2471 (816 amino acids)
Biological process (GO): maturation of SSU-rRNA from tricistronic rRNA transcript (SSU-rRNA, 5.8S rRNA, LSU-rRNA)
Cellular component (GO): nucleus; 90S preribosome; small-subunit processome
Molecular function (GO): protein binding
Source: RefSeq, a predicted model, not a curated record